AUGAGUGAAGUGCAUGAUCGAAAGCUGACAAUCGCAAAAAGGGCAAUAAACUUUUGGCAGUGUGAACCGCAGCUUUCACUUUUGUGUGGUGGCAUUGCUGGAGCAUUGUCGAGGACCGCCGUUUCGCCAAUAGAGAGGGUGAAAGUUCUCUAUCAAGUUCAAGGCACCACAAAUUCUUACUCAAGCGGCACCCUUCGGACGGUUUACCAAAUAUGGAAGGAGGAAGGCUAUAAGGGGCUUUUCCGUGGAAACGGCAUCAACUGCAUCAGGAUAGUCCCAUAUUCUGCCGUUCAGUAUAGUGUUUAUCAGGAGAUGAAAGCGUGGUUGGCUCGAAGAAGACAGAAAAAGUACAAUAUCUCACAUCCCGAAGACCCAGUUGAGGAUUCCAAGCUGCACACAAAUACGGUAGACAAGCUUUUUGCCGGAACUGUUGCAGGCUUUGCCUCUGUGGUGGCCACAUAUCCCAUGGAUCUCGUUAAAACGCGUCUUUCCAUACAGACGGCACGAUCAUUAAAAAAUCUCAAUGUUGAGUCUCCAAACCAGAAAGGUAUACGUCCUCUUGGCAUGUUUGGAUCCAUACGGGAGAUAUAUCUCCAUGAGGGUGGAGUCAGAGCACUUUAUCGUGGAGUUGCACCCACAACUCUUGGCGUUGCUCCUUAUGCCGGCCUCAACUUUGCAAUAUAUGAAAACAUGAGGAAUGCAGUGCCUCUUGAGCAUCGGAAGAAUCCGUUCAUCAUACUCAGUCUUGGUGGUUUGAGUGGCGGAAUUGCGCAAACCUUGGUUUAUCCGUUUGAUAUACUACGGCGAAGAUUCCAGGUUGCUACUCUCCAGGGAGGGAAAAUGGGCUUUCAGUAUUCAUCCGUUUGGGAUGCACUAAAGACCAUUGUGGCCAAAGAGGGCUGGCGUGGACUCUACAAGGGUUGGCAGGCCAACAUGUGGAAAAUCAUGCCUAGCAUGGCCGUGCAGUGGACCAGCUACGACCUCAUAAAGAAGUUUAUAGAGGAAAGAUGA
Brettanomyces bruxellensis is the source of this 1011-nucleotide messenger RNA. RefSeq lists its product as uncharacterized. NCBI's taxonomy places the organism in Eukaryota, Fungi, Ascomycota, Pichiomycetes, Pichiales, Pichiaceae. Bases 1 to 1011 code for a protein of 336 amino acids. Gene Ontology annotation, biological process: transmembrane transport. The record is from RefSeq and is a predicted model, not a curated record. The transcript has a single exon.